Molecule: messenger RNA, 2305 nt
Organism: Beta vulgaris subsp. vulgaris (sugar beet)
Lineage: Eukaryota; Viridiplantae; Streptophyta; Magnoliopsida; Caryophyllales; Amaranthaceae
Product: COBRA-like protein 7
Exons: 2
Coding region: 74-2011 (645 amino acids)
Biological process (GO): cellulose microfibril organization
Cellular component (GO): membrane
Source: RefSeq, a predicted model, not a curated record
CUGUUCACGCGUAGUAGUAUCACUAAACUAUAUCACCUCUUUCAUCAUUCUCUCUCUUCUCAAGGACUCAUCAAUGGCGUCCACAACUUUCUCUCUCCUAAUUUUUUCUCUCCUCUCUCUCUCCUCCGCACAACCACCACCACCACCACCUUCUUCUGACACCUGCAACGGCGUAUGGCUAACUUACGCCUACACCUCAGGAAAAAAACUCCACCCUUUUCUCAAAAACCCAUCCAAACAACCCUUUAGCUUCAAAUCAACACUAACAAUCUUAAACAACGAUGAAAUAGAGCUUAAAUCAUGGAGGGUAUUUGUGGGAUUUCAGCACAAUGAGAUCUUGGUGUCUGCUUCUAAUGCUAUCACCGCAGAUGGUUCGAAUCUUCCAAGUGUAGUUGGAGAAGAUGGAGUUGUUUUAGCUGGGUAUCCUCAAUCAGAUCUUAAAACUGGGAUUCAAACUGCUGGUGAUGAACAACAAAUGAGUGUUAAACUUGAAUUUGAAGGAACUCAAUUUGGUGUUGCUCCUCCUAAUGUUCCUUUGCCUACUAAUGUUUCUAUUGUUAAUGAUGGUUAUGUUUGUCCUAAACCUUCUAAAAGUGGAAACUUUACCUUGAACACAUGUUGCUCCCGGGAUCCAGAUUUCAAACCUAACAUGACUAUAAGCGAUAAAUUUUUGCCUCGCCAAAAGGGUGAUCUGACGAUCAUGUAUGAUGUGACCAAGUCUUAUGAAGGGAAUUAUUGGGCCCAAGUGACCAUGACUAACCAUAACCCACUUGGCCGUCUUGAUUAUUGGAAUUUGAACUGGGACUGGAUGCAAGACGAAUUCAUUGUUGCCAUGAAAGGAGCUUAUACUGAUAUCGUUGAUGCAAAUGAUUGUAUUAAUGGCCCUCAGGCUGCACAAUACCCAGGCCUUGAUUGGUCCACUGUAUUGAAUUGUGAAAGAAGGCCAACAAUCAUUGAUCUUCCACCACAGUUGGCCAAUGACACUAAUCUUGGAAAGAUCCCAUAUUGUUGUCGUAAUGGUACGAUCUUACCCCCGGGGAUGGAUGAAAGCAAAUCAGUCUCCGCUUUCCUGAUCCAAGUGAAUAAAAUGCCGCCAAAGCUUAACCAAUCUUUGAUAGACCCGCCUCAGAACUGGCAGAUUAAGGGCAUUCUCAACCCUACUUACAAAUGUGGGCCGCCUGUGCGAGUCAGCCCAAGUGAGUUCCCUAGCACAUCUGGUGUACCAGUGAACGCAACUGUUUUUGCCAGCUGGCAGGUUGUUUGCAACAUCACCAAGCCUAAGAAAGCUGCUCCUAAAUGCUGUGUCUCAUUCUCAGCAUACUUCAACGAGUCUAUCGUCCCUUGCAAAACAUGUGCUUGUGGUUGUCCUGAAACCACUAGUCAGACCUGUAGCACAACUGCUCCAGCUAUGUUUCUUCCCCCUGAGGCUCAACUAGUCCCAUUUGAUAAUCGUACUAAGCUAGCCCUUGCUUGGGCUCAAAUAAACCACCGACCUAUAUCAAAUCCACUUCCAUGUUCAGACAACUGUGGUAUUAGCGUCAACUGGCAUGUAUUCACGGAUUACAACAAGGGAUGGAGUGCAAGAGUAACAGUUUUCAAUUGGGAUGAAACAACCUUUGCAGACUGGUUUGUUGCUGUUGAAAUGAAAAAUGCGGCCGCCGGUUUUGAGAAGGCUUACUCAUUUAAUGGUACACUUAUGACUGAUGUGAACGACACCAUUUUCAUGCAAGGUCUUGAGGGAUUGAACUAUCUUAUGGGAGAGACUAAUGGCAGCAAACCAUUAGAUCCCCGGGUUCCUGGUAAACAACAAUCGGUUCUUUCCUUUACCAAGAAAACUACCCCAGGAAUCAGAGUGGCAGAGGGUGAUGGCUUCCCUACCAAACUAUAUUUCAACGGGGAAGAAUGCUCGAUCCCAAAGAUCUUUCCAAUCAACAGUGCAUAUAAGAAGGGUCCAGUGACAGUAAUCUCUGUUCUUAUCGCGGUUGUUGCUCUCAUCUUUAUUGAGCAAUGACUGAACUAACAUUGGGGAUCUGCUCUGAUUUUGUAGCUGCUACUGCUGCCUGCUAAUUCUUUCAUUCUUUUGUGAUUCGGUCAAUAUAUGCUGACUGUUGGCCUAUGUGACUGAACUGCAUCCACAGUUUAUGUGCAGAUUGCUGAUGAGCAGCAGGUUCAGUUGAUAAGAGUAUAUGUGCGGUAUUACUGAUUGCUAGUAAAGUAGAUUACUGUAGUACAUAAUAUUUUGGUAUAUCUGUAUACAAACAUGUUAAACAUAUUGCUACAAUUAUUUUUGGGUUUUCAUGUACCA